This is a messenger RNA of Biomphalaria glabrata, 3667 nucleotides long. RefSeq lists its product as uncharacterized. Lineage: Eukaryota; Metazoa; Mollusca; Gastropoda; Planorbidae. The record is from RefSeq and is a predicted model, not a curated record. The transcript has 5 exons. The coding region runs from base 1 to 555 and encodes 184 amino acids.
AUGUUUCUACUGCUCAUUUUUUGUUCUAUAAGAGGUUUACUGUAUGCUGUGAAUGGUCCUGCUUUUGAUGGCCCCACUGAUACAACUGUCCAGGGUUUCACAUCAGACAUAAAUACUGGAGAUUUGUUGGAAAUGUGGAAUGUACCAGAUAACAUGCGAAACUCACAUUAUGUAGCAGCAGAUCCAGUAACACAUAGCAUCUAUGUAGGGGAAUUGGACCCUGAAAGUGUUUGGAAGUUUAGCAGACCUGUUACAGUACAGUCAAGUUCACAGCAUAACAAAGUUGAGGAAAGUACUCAGAGCCAGUUACUGUCAGCAAUCCAUUGGACCAGAGUGAAACCAAUACCACAGAGUUGUCUGAGGCUAUCAAAGAUAGCAGUGAUGUCUCUCCCUCUGUCAUCAAUUGGCAUCUUACUUGUGGAAAAUUUAAAUGUUAUGGACAUGGAAAGAAGGGAAAGGUUUUUAACCUUAAAGGCUUUACUUGGAAUUCUCAUAAAGGCUUUGAUAGACUUAGUACUGAGGAAAGUGAUCAUGAGGUUGACCCAGAUGAUUUAGAUGAUAAAGACUAUUUGACACCUCCCAAGACGAAUAAAGCAUAGCCUCAAGUUCAAGGCUGACUAAAUUGUGUAAAUUAAUCUUUUUUUUUUCUUUGUUAUUAGUUGUUCAUAUCAUAAUAUUCUGCCAUUACAGUCAGGGUUUAAACUUGUUUACAAGUUGAAUCUGAUACCAACUAAAUCUCAUAAACACAUAAUUAACCAUAGACCCACCUCAUGUAAAAAAAAAUGUUUUACAUAUUUCGGAUGUUCUUUCAGAGUUGAAGAUAGUUUACUUCCUAGUCCAAAUCUCCCGCAGGACGACGGGGGAUGGGAGCGGGCAGGGUUUGAACCCGGGACCAUUGAUAAAUCCAAAUGACAGUCCGCACGACCAGGCAGCCAUAUUACAUGUUAUUAGUUGUAAGUUGUAUUACAAUAACUAAGUGAUUUUGAGCUCAUAAAAUUUCAAAAUAAAAUUAUAAAAUGCUUUUGUCAUUCUAAAAAAGAAAAAAAGAUUAUUAUGUUGGAUUUUUUUUGGAUAGCAAAGGCUAUUUGACCUUUUUAUUUCAAUAUGUGAUAUCAAAAUUUUUAAUUCAUUAAUUUGUUCAAUAUUUGUCGAAAGUUUGCUUUUGAAUAAAAUAUUUAUCAGCAUUAUUAUCAUUUAAUAAGUAUAUUUUGUUUUUUAAUUUUAUGAAUGAUUUGAUGUUAUAAUGCCAGGUCAUUUACAAAGCACACGCCUGCCAACUUUCUUUUUGCAAUGAUUCUCAAAACUUAAUUAGCUACCAAAUGAUUGUUUGCUCACUUGGUUGUGAUGAUUCAACAUUCCUGUUAUGUUCCACCAUUUCCUUCUUCAAUUCUAAAGCUGGCUUUAUUUCAUCUAGUGAACGUACCAUUAGUGUUAGUGACCCUGGCAAACUAGCCAUUUUAUGCACAAUUUUAAAAUGUUCAUAUGGAUAAUAUGGUUAGUUUUUUUAUAGCAUUUUUGACUACAUGGAGUUCCAGACAACUUUCCAUGUUGCUGGUCCCUUUCUCUUGUCAUUAUUAAAUCUUAUUUAAAAAACAAAAAAAAACUUGUUAGAUGGUAACAUUGUCCAAAUUGUUACUAGUUUUAUGUAAUGUGUUUGAAAACUAUGACUUCCUUAGAUUGACUACUAGACUCUCAUUCAUGUAUUGCAUUUCUUUAUUUUAAAAUCUUGUUAAGGCUUGUUUAAAAUCUCUCGACACUCAACUUUUUAUGCCAUAUUACAAUGUUUAUUUGUUAAUUCAAUUGUUUAGUCAAAUGUUUGUUUUCCAAAGUGUUACUAUUUGGUGCAAUCAAAAUAUUUAGUGGCAUUUUACAUACAAACACUGGUAGUUGAAAUCAGUAGCACAUUUUAGCUAAUUUCUGAUGAAUUAAAAUAAAAAUGUCAUGAUAUAAAAAUAAUUUUAAAUUUAAAAACCUAUAUGAAAAAAAUUGUAUUUUUUGUAAAUAUAGUUACAGUUAUAUUGAAUAGAAUUAUUUAUGUUAGCAACUUUUGAAUGCAUCACAUAAUUUUAAUUUGACACAGAAACUGAAAAUCAUUUCAAUUAAAGAUUGUUGACUGUUGUUUCACCUCAGAUGAAUUGAUUACAUUUUAAGAGGUUAUCAGAUAUUUAUAUUUAUGACAUACAAUCUUUUUGUUAUGUUAUGAGUUGUUUUUGUUUUUAUUUUCUACAUGUUCAGGGUAUAAAGUUCUAGUGCAUACAUACGUAGAUUUCAACCCACAUUUUUUUAGUUCUUACUUAUGUAUUUACAUACAUGUACUAAGAACUAAUAUGAAAUUACAACUUAAUCAUUUUUUGUGUGAUUUUUAUGUAUUCGAACCAAUUUUUAUUUUAAAUUAGCACAAGUUAAAUCUGUUGAUCAGAAUUUUUUUCCUUGGUAAUAGUUAUAUUUAUACUCAAACCCAUUUGAUGUUACUUCUGCAAAGAUUUAUAGACACUCAGAGGAAAUGAUAUUAGCAUGGUAGACACAAUUAAACUUUUAAGGCAGAGUUUUGGAAUUAAAGCUAAAAUUUUAAAAUAAAUCAAAAACAUUGAUAAACAAGCUGUUUACUGCUAGUUUAGUGCAUCAAUCCAUUGUCUGCUUUUGAUUUAGUCUUUGGUUCUUGAUUUCUAUGCUGCACUGUGUCAAUAACUUUACUUUUUUAGAGCAGUUCUAUUAAUCUCUUUCAAAUACUAUUUGCUUAUAUUAAUCAGAAUGUAAGAUUUAAUGGGUUUGAUAUUUGUUUCAACUGGUGAUGGUCCCCCUAAAGUAUUGUAUUAGUACUUCAAAACUUACUUAUGUACAGUUUCAUUAAUUAAUUAUAUUUUUUAGGCUGUUGAAGGUUUAUCAAUUGAUUUUUUUUUUAUCUGGUGGAGACAUUUAACCAUUUUGUUUUUGCCACAAAAAAAAAUUGAACUUGUCUGUUUUGAAAAAUGAAAUCAAAAGUGAAUGAGCACCUAGUCUUUGAAAGUUCAAAAUAUUUGUACUACUUUAUUGAUGUCAUGUACUCACAUAAUAUUUGUGUGUUAGUGUUUGUCUUAACAUGUUGAUGUUGUUUUGUGAUACCUAUAUCAACAUUGUCUCUUGUUGGUGGGGUAUGCAAGACAUUGGUUCUAUGCUGUUGGUAAAAAUUUCUCAUCCUUCAUUGACUUCCAAUGUACUCCACCUUGCACUUAGAGUGUUUUAUGGAGUGCUAGAAAUCUAAAAAGUAUCCCAGUCAUAAUAGAAGAUUUUUAAAACUUACCACAUUUAGAGCAUUUCAUUUUUACUUUGCUCUUUUUUUUUUAUUGUGUAUGUUCUUAAUUGUAAUCAACAUCUGACAGUGCUACAUAAUGUUUUAUUUAAUGACUGAGCAUAAUGCUUAAUUUGAUUUUAAUGUGGCUAAGAUUCAAGAAACAUGUUUAUAAGUUCAUUGCUAAAAACACCUGGUGCAGAGUCCAUGUGUAUUUAAUCUCUGAAUGAAAUGGGACUAACAAUGACUUUCAAAAUAGGGAUGUCAUUUGUUUCUCAAAUGUUAGUAGCAUAGAAAACAUGGACUGUGUGGUCUAUUUAUCUUAAUGUGUGUUUGAUGUAUUGUAAGUGAUCAUAUGUAACAGUUAUGGGUAUAGAGAAUAAAAUACAAAAUAUUUAA